UUUGAAGUUUUCCGGAAAGCGGAGGCAAUGGUCUUUCUGCAAUAUGAUUGGCUACGUAUCGCUUUACCACGUCUGGUUGGACGAGUUGUAAACAACUUAUACAUUAGCUAACAUUUUUGAGCUUGAAUGUGGUACAGUCAUCUAUUUCCCAUAUAGCAAUAACAGUAAAAGCAAAAAUCUAGCAUGCAGUUAUCUUUGAUACAACUCAUUUAAGAAGUGCUAACAUCUAUAUAAAUACUGAUUUCUUUUCAAAAUUACAACAUGAGCAAACACGGCUCCUCAAGAAAUUCUUCUAGAAAUAAGAAAUCGCACAAUAAAGCUUUUCACCACAAGCACAGAAAUGAUAAAGAACAUAAUGAAAAAAGCAUGGAAGAGUGUUUUUCAGAAUGUAAUUUGGAUGAUGCGGAUUCGACAGAAAAGCAUUUACAAUUAGAUGAAGAUUUCAAAUAUCACAUCGAUGUGCCAUUUCCUGUUGCAAUGUGGGAUUUAAAUCAUUGUGAUCCAAAGAAGUGUUCUGGUAGGAAACUGCUCCGUUUAGGGCUUAUUAAAACCCUUAAACUUGGGCAAAGAUUUAAUGGAAUCAUAUUAAGUCCAAUUGCCACAACAUCUGUAGGACCACAAGACAGAGACAUCAUUGCAGAACAUGGAGUUGCUGUUGUGGAUUGCUCAUGGGCUCGCUUAGAAGACACGCCAUUUAACAAAAUGAAAGGCCAAAAUUUACGACUUUUACCUUACUUGGUCGCUGCUAACCCUAUAAACUUUGGAAGACCUUGCCAGCUUUCUUGUGUUGAAGCAAUUUCAGCUGUUUUUCAAAUAACAGGUUUUGAAGAAUUAUCAAGAGCUUAUCUUCAUCAGUUUAAAUGGGGACACACUUUUCUCAGUUUAAAUGAACAAUUAUUUGAUUUGUAUUCGGCAUGUGGAACCUCAGCAGAGAUUGUGUCUGCCCAAGAAAAUUAUUUAAAAGAACUUCAAAAUGAACGUGCAGCUAGAAAAGAUGAAAUUGAUUUACCCCCUUCAGAUGAUAGCACAGAGGAGAGUGAUGAGCAAGAAGUAGAACAAACAGUGUAAAAUAGAUAAAACAUGUAUUAAAAAUGUAAAUAAAAUAUUCUUUUACAGAAGAUAAAAUCAAUG
Messenger RNA from Uloborus diversus, 1131 nucleotides. Its product is annotated as 18S rRNA aminocarboxypropyltransferase-like. Gene Ontology annotation, molecular function: rRNA small subunit aminocarboxypropyltransferase activity. Gene Ontology annotation, biological process: maturation of SSU-rRNA. Lineage: Eukaryota; Metazoa; Arthropoda; Arachnida; Araneae; Uloboridae. The transcript is spliced from 7 exons. The coding region runs from base 262 to 1068 and encodes 268 amino acids. The record is from RefSeq and is a predicted model, not a curated record.